AUGUACUUUAGCCUUAUUUUUCUGUGCAUUAUUCUUGCAUUGUGUCUUAUUCACUAUCUCUAUGUGACUUUAGUUGCUUUCACGUACUGGAAAAGACGCGGUGUGGCUAGUGAGAAGCCUAGUUAUCCUUUGGGCAAUGUGAAGAUCUCCCAGAUCUUUCACACCCCCAUCGAGACUCUCUUGGAGGACAUCUACAGUAGGACGAAAGGCCCUUUCAUGGGCUACAUGCUUCACACUCGCCCAGUGCUCAUUAUCAAGGAUCCGGAGAUGAUAAAUAGGAUCCUCGUGAAGGAUUUCCAGUACUUCAAUUCACGAAUUGAAGUUGAUUUGACUAAUGAUCCUCUGUUUGGCUCAUUCUUCAUUCUCCACGACGAGCGAUGGAAGCUUUUCAGACAGAAAUUGAGUCCAAUCUUCGCUGCGAAUCGUUUAAGGGGAGUUUUCGACUCAAUUGAGAGUAAGUAUAACGCUUUGGAAGACUACCUGAUGACAGGGGAGAGUCUAUCGUUGGAUUUCUACACCCUGAUGAAGAGAUAUUUAGUGAAUGUGAUGACUUCUGUUCUCUUGGGCAUUGAUGUUGAUUACCUCAAUAAUCCCAACGAUGAAAUCCGCCUCAUGACUGAAGAAGCCAUUCCGCCAAACACUAGAACAGCCUUCAGCUUCUUCUUCAGUCUCAUCGCGCCAGGAUUGAAGACAAAGAUAAAGUACAACUUCUUCAGAAGAGAGGUUGAAGACUUUGUCGUAGGUUUAGUGAAAUCCGUGAUGAAAUUGAGGGUGACAAAGGGCACUGAACGCUUCGAUUUCAUUCACAAACUUAUGGAAUUGAGAGAAGAUUUCCCCCCUGAAGUCCUCUCGGCUCAGGUUUUGGUCCUUGUUUUGGCAGCUUACGAAGGCACAGGCGGAACAAUCUCUUACUGUCUGUGGGAAUUGGCCAAGAAUCCCGAAAUUCAAGCCAAAGCCCAAGAAGAAGUGGACAAAGUGCUGCAAAAGCAUGGCAAAAUCACUCUUGAAGCUCUCGGUGAGAUGACCUAUAUAGACAAUUGCUUGAGUGAGACUUUGAGACUCCAUCCGACGCUCACCUUCCUCAUCAGACGAUGCAAUCAAGAUUAUCACAACGAUAAGUACAAUUUGAACAUAGAGAAGAACACUAACAUCAUCAUUCCUCUUCCUGGUCUGCACAAGGAUGAACAGUAUUAUCCAGAUCCUCACAAGUUCGAUCCUGAUCGCUUUCUGCCAGAGGAAAAGGCCAAGAGGCCUUCAGGCACUUACUUGCCUUUUGGAGACGGCCAGAGAUUCUGCUUUGGAAAGCAAUUGGCCAAAUUGAUAGAUAACUACACAGUGGCUAAACUUCUAAGCAGAUAUUCAGUGACAUUAGGAGAUAAAUCCCACCAAGAGAAAAUCACGAUGAAGCCGUUAACUCCACUACUAAGCCCUGAUGGAGGUUGUUACUUAACGCUGAUCGAGAGACAUUAA
Messenger RNA from Phlebotomus argentipes, 1470 nucleotides. RefSeq names its product cytochrome P450 6d1-like. The transcript has 2 exons. NCBI's taxonomy places the organism in Eukaryota, Metazoa, Arthropoda, Insecta, Diptera, Psychodidae. Gene Ontology annotation, molecular function: heme binding; oxidoreductase activity, acting on paired donors, with incorporation or reduction of molecular oxygen; iron ion binding. The record is from RefSeq and is a predicted model, not a curated record. Bases 1 to 1470 code for a protein of 489 amino acids.